UGGAAUGUUGGCCUUUAUUACAAAGGGAAUUGAGUGCAAGAGCAAGGAAAUCCUCUUGCAUUUGUACAGAGCCCUGGUGAGACCAUACCUGGAGUAUUGUGUACAGUUUUGGUCUCCAGGGUUAAGGAAGGACAUCCUGGCUGUAGAGGAAGUGCGGUGUAGAUGCACGAGGUUAAUUCCUGGGAUGUCUGGACUGUCUUACGCAGAAAGGUUAGAGAGACUGAGCUUGUACACGCUGGAAUUAAGGAGAUUGAGAGGGGAUCUGAUUGAAACAUAUAAGAUUAUUGAGGGAUUGGACAAGAUAGAGGCAGGAAAUAUGUUCCAGAUGCUGGGAGAGUCCAGUACCAGAGGGCAUGGUUUGAGAAUAAGGGGUAGGUUAUUUAGGACAGAGUUAAGGAAAAACUUAUUUUCCCAGAGAGUUGUGGGGGUCUGGAAUGCACUGCCUCGGAAGGUAGUGGAGGCCAAUUCUCUGGAUGCUUUCAAGAAGGAGCUAGAUAGGUAUCUUAUGGAUAGGGGAAUCAAGGGAUAUGGGGACAAGGCAGGGACUGGGUAUUGAUAGUAAUUGAUCAGCCAUGAUCUCAAAAUGGCGGUGCAGGCUCGAAGGGCCGAAUGGUCUACUUCUGCACCUAUUGUCUAUUGUCUAAAAGGCCGUGGACCCCGCCCAGUAAAUCACGGGUAAAGCCCUCCCCACAUCUACAUGAAACUCUGUCAGAAGAAAGCAGCGUCCAUCAGAGAUCCCAUCACCCAGGCCGUGCUCUCUUCUCACUGCUGCCAUCAGGUAGAAGGUACAGGAGCCUCAGGACUCGCACCAUCAGGUUCAGGAACAGUUACUAUCCCUCAAUCAUCAGGAAGGAGAUACAGGAGCCUCAGGACUCGCACCAACAGGUUCAGGAACAAUUACCACCCCUCAACCAUCAGGGAGGAGGUACAGGAGCCUCAGGACUCACACCAACAGGUUCAGGAACAGUUACCACCCCUCAACCAUCAGGAAGGAGGUACAGGAGCCUCAGGACUCACACCACCAGGUUCAGGGACAGUUACCACCCCUCAACCGUCAGGUAGAAGGUACAGGAGCCUCAGGACUCACACCACCCGGUUCAGGAACAAUUACCACCCCUCAACCAUCAGGAAGGAGGUACAGGAGCCUCAGGACUCACACCACCAGGUUCAGGAACAGUUACCACCCCUCGACCAUCAGAAAGGAGGUACAGGAGCCUCAGGACUCGCACCACCAGGUUCAGGAACAGUUACCACCCCUCAACCGUCAGGUAGAAGGUACAGGAGCCUCAGGACUCGCACCACCAGGUUUAGGAACAGUUACUAUCCCCUCAACCAUCAGGUAGAAGGUACAGGAGCCUCAGGACCCGCACCACCAGGUUCAGGGACAGUUACCACCCCUCAACCAUCAGGUAGAAGGUACAGGAGCCUCAGGACUCACACCACCAGGUUCAGGAACAGUUACCACCCCUCAACCAUCAGGAAGGAGGUACAGGAGCCUCAGGACUCACACCACCAGGUUCAGGGACAGUUACCACCCCUCAACCAUCAGGAAGGAGGUACAGGAGCCUCAGGACUCACACCACCAGGUUCAGGAACAGUUACCACCCCUCGACCAUCAGAAAGGAGGUACAGGAGCCUCAGGACUCGCACCACCAGGUUCAGGAACAGUUACCACCCCUCAACCGUCAGGUAGAAGGUACAGGAGCCUCAGGACUCGCACCACCAGGUUCAGGAACAGUUACUAUCCCUCAAUCAUCAGGUAGAAGAUACAGGAGCCUCAGGACUCACACCACCAGGUUCAGGAACAGUUACCACCCCUCAACCAUCAGGUAGAAGGUACAGGAGCCUCAGGACUCGCACCACCAGGUUCAGGAACAGUUACCACCCCUCAACCAUCAGGCUCCUGAACAAAAGGGAAUAACUACACUUGCCCGUCUACUGAGAUGUUCCCACAACCAAUGAUCUCACUUUAAGGACUCUUUAUCUCACUAUCUCGUUAUUUAUUGCUAUUUAUUUAUAUUUGCAUUUGCACAGUUCGUUGUCUUCAGCACUCUGGCUGAUCUUUCACUGAUCCUGUUUACAAAGUACGCCCGCGGGGAAAUGAUGUACUCUGAUAAUAACAUUUACUUUGAAACAAACUUUGUCACUUUUAGAGCAGGUCGCGUGACCUCGACCAAUCACCAGCGAAAUCAACAAAAGCGGCAGCCAAUCCCGUUACAGCUGGUAAGAGAAGUCCCGCCCCCCCCCCACCCAACAGAGCGGCGCUCCCUCUGGACCCUUCCGGGGAAGAGGCGCUCCCUCGACAGCCUGCUCUCCGCCGCUGGAUCUCUGCAGGAGGGAGGCCCGGGAGGGGCGGCGGCGGCGGCGGCUCCGUGUGUCACCGCUGAGGAAUGAAAGGAGCCCGGGUGAUUUUGCAACGGUCUCUGGGGGGGGUUGGGAGAGCCAUUCCACCUCACCCCGUCCGGCUGCCGGUGAGUCAGACGAACUGGGGGAAAGUUCGGGCGAGUUCCACCUGCCCAGGGAUUCCCUGCGGCCCGGUCGUCGCUGCCAAAUAUGGGCAUGUGCGUCAUCCACUGGGCGUCUGAUGUAAUGAGGGCACUCAUGGUAAAGUCACGGUCUUCCUGUUGUAAUCAACAGUUGCAAUGUAAUGUGAUUACAAACACGGUGAAUUUAGAUUUGGGGCAGGAUUACACCAUUUCAAUAGGAAGAUUACAACACAUUUCUUCCUCUGUGUGUGUGUGUGUGUGUGUAUAUAUAUAUAUAAAUAAAAAAAACGAGAAUUUUUCUCAAAUAUCUGGAUAGGCUUUUUCCAUUGAGAGUAGGGGAGAUUCAAACAAGAGGACAUGAGUUGGGAGUUAAUGGGCAAAAGUUUAGUGAUAACACGAGGGGGAACUUCCUUACUCAGAGAGUGGUAGCUGUGUGGAAUGAGCUUCCAGAAGUGGUAGAGGCAGGUUCGAUAUUGUCAUUUAAGGUAAAAUUGGAUAGGUGUAUGGACAGGAAAGGAAUGGAGGGUUAUGGGCUGAGUGCAGGUUGGCAGGACUAGGUGAGAGUAAGCGUUCGGCACGGACUAGAAGGGCCGAGAUGGCCUGUUUCCAUGCUGUAAUUGUUACAUGGUUAUAUCUAUAUUAAUAACAAUUCCACAUAAAAGGUAAAAUAAACAUGAGCAAGAUCGUAUUAACCGAAUACCUUAGAAUAAAGAAAAAGACAAUUGAUUCUCCUCUUAUCCAUAAAAAGAAAGAAAAUAAAGAAACUUCUAUAAUUUUUAUAUACGUUAAACCCCCCACAACUGGGCAGCUCAGACUGACAGUGAAAGGAAAAGAAAAAAGAGAAACUUUCUGAUCAAAUCCAACGGUUCGAGAAGGUGAAUGGAGGGGCCCAACUUCACAUUUCAUCCUCUGUCCUUUCAGCCUGUUCCUGUCCCUUACCGCCCCUUGAAGAGUGCAGCGACAAACACCGGGGGCCCUCCCGGGAUACAGCCAUGGAGGUAUUCCGUGACCACUGGGGGUAAACACCAUCCUCAAGAGAGAUGGGAACAAUUUAGUUUGUGUUGGUCAUUGUUACGGUCCACACUUCUGAUGUAGAAACUGAUUUGCAGUAAAGGUAAGAAUAGUGGUUACUCUCUGAGGGUGGGGGGGGAAGAUCACCGAGUCUGUCUUAUUACAGCGUGGAAUAGGCUCUUCGAGCCAUGCCGCCCAGCGACCCCCCUCGAUUUAAUCCUAGUCUAAUCAUGGGGCAAUUUACCGUGACCAAUCAACUGGCCAACAGGUAUGUCUUUGGACUGCGGGAGGAAACCGGAGUACCCGAAGGCAACCCACGCGGUCACGGGGAGAGCAUACAAACUCCUCACAGGCAGCGGCGGACAUUGAACCCGGGUCGCUGGUAUUAUCAAGUGCUCACGCUUCUGUGAUGCCCCAUUUUAAAGACCCCUUAUGUUCAGAACAAAUUUUCCACGUUCUCCCUGGAGAAAGACGACCCUCCGCCCUGUGGCGAACCUGUCAGGUCUCGGACAUUUCACACAAACUCCCACGGAUAUAAAAGCUGCAGACAUUGGUGGAGUAGUGAUGGGAAUAGUAAAAACCUAAUGGGCCGAACUGCCUGAUCCUAGUCUUGUAUCUGAUGGAAACACUCAGCAGGCCGGACAGUGGACGUGUGGGAGAGUGAAGCAGUUAAUAUUUUGGGUUUAAAAGUGGGAGGGAGAGAAAAAAAACAGGCCAUUCAGCCCACAGAUUCUGUACUGACCAACAAUCAGGCGUUGACACUGAUAGUGUUCUACUCCCAUUCCCGCCACCUCCACCCAAUCCUACCCCUCACCCACGUACUAAGGGCAAUUAACCCACCCACCCCGCACGCCGGUAGGAUGUGGGAGCAACUACAGGGCCAAUGGCAGGGUUCUUUGCAGUACUGCUGAACGGGGGAUCCUCUGGGCCCACGCCCAUAAAUCCCUCAGAGCUGCCACGCAAGUUGUUAGGGUCAAGGCGUAGGAGAGGGGCUAGGCCAUUCCAUCGCGGCUGAUUUAUUAUGACCCCCUCAACCCUGUUCUGCCCCCAGAAACUGGAAUUACGCCAAGAACCAACCUAAGAAGGCACGACAGCGCCUGUAUCUCACUGGGAGUUGGAGGGGGCUUGGUAGGCCAACCAAGGCUCUCGUGGACUUCUGCAGGUGUACCGUCACGGAGCGCCCUCUCACGGGUCGCAUCGCUGACCACUCAAGAAAAGUGCAGGAACUUGUGAACUCAGCCAAUUCCCUCGUGGGCCUCACCUCCAACGCCAUCUUCAAAACAUCGUUAAGGACCCCCGUCACCCAGGACAUGCCCUCUUCUCACUGUUACCAUCAGGGAGGAGGUACAGGAGCCUGAAGACACACACUCAACGAUUCAGCAACAGCUUCUUCCCCUCUGCCAUCAGGGAGGGGGUACAGGAGCCUGAAGACACACACUCAACGAUUCAGCAACAGCUUCUUCCCCUCUGCCAUCAGGGAGGGGGUACAGGAGCCUGAAGACACACACUGAACGAUUCAGGAACAGCUUCUUCCCCUCUGCCAUCAGGGAGGAGUUACAGGAGCCUGAAGACACACACUCAGCGAUUCAGGAACAGCUUCUUCCCCUCCGCCAUCAGGGAGGGGGUACAGGAGCCUGAAGACACACACUCAGCGAUUCAGGAACAGCUUCUUCCCCUCUGCCAUCCGAUUCCUGAAUGGACAUUGAACCCAUGAACACUACCUCACUGCUUUUUUCCCCAUUAUUUUGUCCUAUUUUACUUUAAUUUUAAUUUAUUUUUUAUUUUAAUUUAAUUUUAAUAUUUUAAUUUAAUUUAAUCUUUUAAAAUAUUUCUAAGGAUGAUUUACAGUUUUUAUUUUCUGUUCGAAUGAACCACUACAACAAAUUUCACUGCACAUGCCGGCGAUAUUAAAUCUGAUUCUGACUCGGCCCGAUCGACUACCCAACCAACACCCCACCCCACCCCCCGAACGCUCCCUCUCUCCGCCACUGGAGCACAGUGUCUGCACACCACACUGGGCUACUCGAACAGCCCCUCACAAACCUGUUGCUUCAGCCCCCUUUCCUGUCCUGACGAAGGGUCUCGGCCCCGAAUGUCAGCUGUUUAUCCCUCUCCACAGACGCUGCCCGACCUGCUGAGUUCCUCCAGCGUUAUGUGUGUGUGUGUGUUGCUCCUGACAGGCUCCCGGGUGGAAAAGAUUCAAUCAGGACCACAAACAACAAGGGGCCUGGACCAAGAAAGUCGGGCCUGUCCCUUUCCCCUUUUCCGGAACAGGGACACGCGAGCCCGCGGAUGCCGGAAUCUAGGGCAACAUGCCGGCUGCCCGGGGGUGCUCUAAAGGUCCGGCAAUGACGGUGGAGGGGAAUGCACGGUUGGUGUUUUCGGCCGAAACCCUUCAAGUGGACAGGAAAGAAACUGAUGGGGAGUGGGGGAGGAAAAUAGUGCCGUAUACCGUUCAUUCAGGUCGUCUAACAAACAGUAACAGACGGCAACAUACUCGGAGCUGAGCAAAUUACUUGCAAGGGAAAGUCCAUCUCUGUAUCAGUCAGAUUUAAUAUGUUGUGAAAUCUGUUGUCUUUCCGGCAGCAGAACAAUAAUAAAAACGAGAAAUUAGAGUAAGGGUAGAUAUAUAUAUAUUGAAAUAAAUUUCAAUAAAUAGUGUGGCAGUGUUCAAUGUCUGUUCAGAAAUCGGAUGGCAGAGGGGAAGAAGCUGUUCCUGAACACCCC
Molecule: messenger RNA, 6224 nt
Organism: Hypanus sabinus (Atlantic stingray)
Lineage: Eukaryota; Metazoa; Chordata; Chondrichthyes; Myliobatiformes; Dasyatidae
Exons: 2
Coding region: 698-1693 (331 amino acids)
Source: RefSeq, a predicted model, not a curated record